GACAUGAUUACAAUAACUGUAUUGGUGUGGUUCAUGAGGGGGCGUGUCUGUUAUGCAAGGGCGCUUCUUUAGUGUGUUGUGCUUCAGUGCAACAUUUCUUUUUACUUUGCUAAGAUCUUUCUUGAGUUUAGUAUCUGUUGUUCGUGAACAUUUCAUCAAACUGGAGCUUUGAUUUAAAGAUUUGUCACAGUCAGGUAACUUAAGGAUUCAGUGGCACACAGACCUGCACAAAACACCAUCUAGGGUUUCUGCAGUAAAGAUGGCAGCCUCUUUGCUCAGGGUCGGACGGCUCGGAUCUCUCAGGUGUCUGCAGACGGAGGUCUUGAGCUCUAUCAGAAGAGCUCCUGCUGUAGCUUUCAGCUCCAAAUCUGGGGACAGCAAGAAGUCCAAAAAGUCCAACAAAGAAAAAGCAGCACCAAAAACUUACUUCGAUAUAGAAAAACUUGUCCAGCACAGAUCAUAUGUGGAAUUCCCCAAGAAGGAGGUUGCAGCUUCGGUUGCUGCUGCCUCUACAGAAGCUGCAUCUGUUGCUGCCCUUGCACCUGAACCAGUUGUAACUGCCACCGCGCCUGCAGCCGAAGCCGCUGCUCCCAGAGCUGAAGCCAUUGCCCCCGCAUUUGAAGCCAUUCCUGUAGUUGAAGCCGCUGCCCCCGCAGUUGAAGCCGCUACCCCUGUAGUUGAAGCCACUCCUGUAGCUGAAGCCGCUGCCCCUGUAGUUGAAGCCACUCCUGUAGCUGAAGCCGCUGCCCCUGUAGUUGAAGCCACUCCUGUAGCUGAAGCCGCUGCCCCUGUAGUUGAAGCCACUCCUGUAGCUGAAGCCGCUGCCCCUGUAGUUGAAGCCACUCCUGUAGCUGAAGCCGCUGCCCCUGUAGCUGAAGCCGCUGCCCUUGUAGUUGAAGCCGCUGCUCCUGUAGUUGAAGCCAUUGCCCCUGUAGUUGAAGCCGUUGCCCCUGUAGUUGAAGCCGCUGCCCCUGUAGCUGAAACCACUCCUGUAGUUGAAGACACUGCCCCUGUAGCUGAAGCCGCUGCCCCUGUAGUUGAAGCCACUCCUGUAGCUGAAGCCGCUGCUCCUGUAGUUGAAGCCACUUCUGUAGCUGAAGCCGCUGCCCCUGAAGUUGAAGCCACCCCUGCAGCUGAAGCCGCUGCCCCUGUAGUUGAAGCCACUCCUGUAGCUGAAGCUACUGCCCCUGAAGUUGAAGCCACACCUGCAGCUGAAGCCAUUGAGCCUACACCUGAAGCCACAAUUUGUCUUCCAAAAACCAUUGCUGAAACUGCAUCCCCUGCAGUUGAAGCUGCAGCUCCUGAAGCCCCUGCUGCACCAGCCUCUGAAGAUGCACCUACAGAAGACGCCCCUGUCCAGGAAGCAGUUGCUGAGGUUGUAGAAGCUGUCAGUGAAGUAGUUGCAGAAGUUGUGGCGGAAGCUUCCCCAGUUGUAGAGGCUGUUGCUGAGGUAGUUGGAGAAUCUGGCCCUAUUGAGGCGGUUGCAGAGGCAGCUCCUGCUGAAGAGCUGAUAGAUCCUGCCCCUGUGAUCUCAGAUGCUACUGAAGUUCCAGCAGAAGUUGUGGAGACGCCUGAGGCUGGAUUGGACCCCAUUCAGAAACUGUUCCUAGAUUCAAUCCGCGCAUACUCCACAAAAAGCGGUGCCGCUGGUGGUCUAGUUGAUGCCGGUUCAGAAUAUCAGAAGGCUCUUGCUGAGGAAAUAACUAAACUGCAGCGGUUGUACGGUGGUGGUGAUCUGUCUUCCUUCCCUGAGUUCAAAUUCCCUGAGCCUAAAUUUGAUGAAGUGUCCUCCAAGUAAACUUCUGAUCCUCUCCUGUACCUCAGUGCAAUUUUGUGAAAGAAGUCUACUAAAUGACUUUAAUCUGUAAAAGUGAACAUUUUGUGAGUUUUUAUUUUAUUUUGUGAGACUCUAAAUACUAAAUAGCUAUUUUUCAAAAAUUCUUAUGUCUGAUGGACAAGACUACCUGUGUCAUGUAUAAUGCACAUGUGGAAGAGAGCAUAAGCUUAGCUGUGAAAUAAAUGCUUGUUGCUUUUCAUAAUGUUUGUUGGUGUAAAAUAUCUGGGAAAAGAGCUGAAUAAACUGAACCACACA
Messenger RNA from Sinocyclocheilus rhinocerous, 2092 nucleotides. Its product is annotated as ATP synthase-coupling factor 6, mitochondrial-like. The record is from RefSeq and is a predicted model, not a curated record. Gene Ontology annotation, biological process: proton motive force-driven ATP synthesis. Gene Ontology annotation, molecular function: proton transmembrane transporter activity. The coding region runs from base 260 to 1798 and encodes 512 amino acids. The transcript has 8 exons. Gene Ontology annotation, cellular component: proton-transporting ATP synthase complex. Lineage: Eukaryota; Metazoa; Chordata; Actinopteri; Cypriniformes; Cyprinidae.